AUGCUUCGUACAGCAACUCAUCCUGUUACUAUCGGAACCACGGAUUUAAUCGACUAUACCACCCCGGCUAUUGCUGUACAUCGAGAGCUGGUGUCUCUCGCUGAUGGUUUGGACCCGGUUUCCGUGGGACCAGUUCUCGCAGUACUCGUCAGGAUCGGCAUCAACACUAAGGAAGCAUUAGGUUCCGUCGCCAAGGACGACCACAUCAAGUCUGCUAUCGCUGAGGAGCUUCCUAUCAGAGGCAAAGUCAUUUUCAGCAUCCUGUGCAGUCGUGCCGUGACCUCGACUGCGAAGAAGGAUUCCAAGGAGCUCAGCACCGAGGAUAUGAACAAGAUGCUGUCUCAUUUCCAGCGCAUUCACGGUUCAGCUCCGCUACCUACGUUGAUGUCGACGAAGCCUGCUAUACUCCAGAAGAUGAAGAAACCAGAACAAGCCAUACGUAUGGAUCUCAAUGAAUUCUUACCUCGUCGAGAGGUAAUCUCGACGGACGAUAACAAAUCCUUCAAGGUCAACAAUUCGGGACAACUGGUGAUGUCGAGCACUGAAAAACGUAAGUUGUCGGGUUUCACAGAACUUUCUGUUGCUCUCUUCCGUUGGGGCGUGACCUACUCGACUUUGUUCCCACCUGUCGUUGAUGGUUCUCCUUCCAAAGUUGGAGUAAGUGUGUGUGACGUUCUAGCUUACUGGAGACGCCUAGUCGACUUUCUUCCUGCCCUCGGUGCUCCAGCUAUUAUAGACUACGACGCCAAGUACCGCUCUGCGAUUGCCCAGUUGGUGACGACAGGAACCUACUCCGUCUCCCACAUGCUACGCGACGAUGUUCUACCAACCAUUAUGUCCGCCGCUUUGGCUCGUGCGACAACCACUUCUAGUCGUCUUCCCCUCCAACAAGUUCCCUCUUCAUCUAACUCAAUCUCGCAAGAAGUCCCUGCUUGUGAAGUCCUGUAUCAAGAUGGGUCGGGCAUCCGUGCCCAUUUACCCGCUGUCCCCAACGUUGCUUACAAGCUUACUCCUGAUGUUGCUUCUUUCACACUCUUACUGACCAAAACGAUCGAUGAGCACAAGCUAGAAGAUGUCCUCACGGCGUCUACAACGCGUUCGGGAGAAGUCAGACCGGACAGGUCUCAGUAUUUACUCAAUGCCUUCUCUGGUGCAGCUGAUGCUAUACUAGAUAGCCUGGAAUGUUCUUCCACAGUGACAUCUCGAGCUUGCUCUUCUGGUAGCCCCAUACGUCCCGAUGUCCUCGACUAUUUGUCGGCUCUCUUCGACGCAGGGAAUGACGAUGGCCUGGUCAGCGAACUAGAUACCGGUGUAAAUUUGGGGUUUGAAGGCGGUCUCAAAGCUUCCGGAGUCUUUCCUGUUGCAAAGUCCAGUGAGAACGCUGACGAUGACGCCGCCUCCUUUGACGAACACAGCUUCUCUUCUCUUGAACGAGCUAAUUACUUCAGCGGUCAGGAUGCUACGUGUGCGAUCAGAUCCGUUGUCGAAGAGGAGCUUCGUCCCGGUAGAAUACGUGAACUGUCUGAUGCUGAAGCUUUACCGCCCGACCGUUUCUUUUCGAAGCUAGCCGCAGUCCCCAAAGGGAAGUGUGCUCCCGAUGGUACCAAGUUAUAUCGCUUAGUGGAGGAUUUCAAACGCUCAGGGGCGAACGCCAGAAUUGCCCCUGUGGAGCAUACCACUCAUCCAAGCUUACAUGAUAUACGACUCCUACUCAAGUCUCUUGUCUCACUCGAUGGAUCCUUCCAAGACUAUGUAGCAACCUCUGUCGAUAUAAAAGGUGCAUACAGACACCUUUUUAUGCUGAACUCUAACCGCAAAUACUGCUGUUUCUCGUUCGAUGGUCGUAACUAUGAGAACUUGGCCGUGCCGUUUGGUAUAGCCCGGGUGCUGGCUGGGUGUAUAUAG
Molecule: messenger RNA, 1905 nt
Organism: Perkinsus marinus ATCC 50983
Lineage: Eukaryota; Perkinsozoa; Perkinsida; Perkinsidae
Exons: 3
Coding region: 1-1905 (634 amino acids)
Source: RefSeq, a predicted model, not a curated record